This is a messenger RNA of Acanthochromis polyacanthus (spiny chromis), 1821 nucleotides long. It is a transcript of the gene naif1, whose product is annotated as nuclear apoptosis inducing factor 1. The transcript is spliced from 3 exons. Gene Ontology annotation, cellular component: nucleus. Bases 122 to 1168 code for a protein of 348 amino acids. NCBI's taxonomy places the organism in Eukaryota, Metazoa, Chordata, Actinopteri, Pomacentridae. The record is from RefSeq and is a predicted model, not a curated record.
UUAGUAGGAAGAAGAAGCCGAUUCUGGAAGCCAUUACGUUGCGCACAUCAAUUGAGUAAAUCCUACUAUUUUUGCGUACAAUACGCACAAUUACCUCUCCUAAAGAGGCUUUUCUGGAAUUAUGGCAUCGGUCGCCAAAAAGAGAAAAAUGAAUUUCUCGGAAAGAGAGGUGGAAAUUAUAGUAGAAGAAAUAGAGAAACAAAAGCACACACUGGUUAACCACUUCAAUGCUGGAGUCACCCACAUGGCCAAGAAUAACGCGUGGGUGGACAUACUGAAAAAGGUGAACGCUGUCACCACCUGUCCCCGAGAGUUACCCGAGGUGAAAAAGAAGUGGUCGGACAUGAAGACCGAGGUCCGGCGGAAAGUGGCCCAGGCGCGGGCAGCGAUAGAGGCGACGUCCGCCGACUGCACUCCAGUUCCCGUCAUCCUCACUGCCAUGCAGCAGAGGAUCUGUAACCUCCUGGGGGAGGCCACCAUCAUCAGCUUACCGGCUGGAGACUCGGAUGCUGAGAUAACUUUACCUGUCACGGUCAACACUGCCGCCACCGUCACACUCACAGAGGCUCUUCCAGCUGGUCCAGGGACAGUCUGUGAUGAUGCCAAACCGCUGAAUGCUGAAACAACGUACCACACCCUGGAGGAUGGAGGCGUGGUGGAGUACUGCACCACCACUGUGAGUGACUCCACUCCCACCGUAGUAGCCGCUGUUGAGACUCCGGUGGAGAUGCUGGCUUCAUCUUCUGCCUCUCCGCCUCCACCUCAGAGUCAGGCCAAACCCCAGGAGCUGAAGAGCCGCAUCGCCCUCAACUCUGCCCGCCUACUGCAGGAGCAGAGAGUCACCAAUGUCCACAUCCGGCAGAUCGCCCAGCACCUAGAGGGCCAGAAUGAGCUGCUGCAGAUGAUGCGGCGCUCCCAGGAAGCUCAGGCGUUUGCCCAGGAAAGGCAGGCCCAGGCCCUGGAGGGGACCCAGGCUGCCCUGCUGGCAUUAGUGCAGAUGCUCAGACCAGCCCUGAAAGACCUGCGUAAAUUCCUGCAGAGCGGGACUGAGGUGGCAAACCCCAGCAGCUCAGUAGGAGGAGCACCAGCUGAGGGUGCAGGAACAGAGGAACAGAGCAGGCCCAAAACACCACCACCUCCUCCACAGCAAGCUGAGGAGAUGCAAUAGACACAGUGUGAGUGUGUGUGUAUAUGUGUGUGUGCGUGUGUGUGUGGGCCACAAGAGAUGCCUUAGGAGAAAAUGUAUGUUUGAUGAUUCGGAAAAGCAAAAGCAUUGAAAGGAGUAUUUUGACAACAUUAUUUUUUACUGUCUGGCAGUGAGAUUAUGUUAUUUAAUACAUUGGAUCUGAUAUUGUGAUGUUUUCAAUGCAAAUAUGCCAGAGUUUAUCACCCUGAUGUGGCUUGAACAUUUAACUCUUUAAGUCAUCUAUAGUUGACUUAGAGUGAACAAGAAGUCUGUUUUUUUCAGACCAGAGUCACAUUCAGCUGGUUUCAUCACCAAGCAUGUGCUGUAACCAUCAUGUCCUCAGAAAUGAACAAGAUUUAAGGAAGAAAGAGCAGCCUGUGAUUCCAUACAGGCUGUAGCACUAAUGAUCAACCAGCAGAGGUCAGUAUGUGCACACAAGUUUUAUCAAAGGUGGAUCAGCAGUGUGAUUUAUAUAGGAUGAUUUAAAUACAGUACUUCCUUAAGUAGGAUUUUUACACACUCCAGCUCACAUGGUGUUAAACAAUAAUGUAUGUAAGACUGAAAGCAAGGUCACAAAACAUUUAUUUUUCCACUGUAAAAAACAACAAUAUUAAAACACCCUCUGCCAACAUGAA